Molecule: messenger RNA, 1476 nt
Organism: Phaeodactylum tricornutum CCAP 1055/1
Lineage: Eukaryota; Bacillariophyta; Bacillariophyceae; Surirellales; Neidiaceae
Exons: 3
Coding region: 247-1476 (409 amino acids)
Source: RefSeq, a predicted model, not a curated record
UGGAACUGACCAAGCAUCUCGCCAAAGACCAGCAGAUCUAUAAGAUGCAAAGUCGUUCCACUGGAUUUCAAAAUGACUCCGCCUUUGUCCAAGGACGUUGCGGUGAAAGGGGGAAGAGUAGCAUGCUAAGUGGAAAGGUGGUGUUUAGAACUUACAGCAAUCAGCUCAAAAAUUAAUGCAAUAGCGUUCCACAAAAACUCAAUUGGUUCCUUCAUCGUUCCAGUUUCGAAGACAUCUUUUAAAAAGAUGGUUUGGUGCUGUGUUGCCGAGCCCCUCGGCCCCGAAGAAUCAGCCCACCUUGAUAUUCUCGACGACAAAUAUCGCGGCCAGCGCCUUGCCGUAGGAAAAAGUGGAAUCCAGCCAAUACCCUCAAAUUCGGCGAAACCGGACCCCUACGACAGUCUCGUUUCGGUCACCUGCCCAGCCGGAGUUCGACCUGGUCAAAUGCUGCAAGUCAACUCACUAGAUGGAACCCGUGCCGUGCACGCCUUAGUUCCCGAAGGCGUUCGCCCUGGUCAGACCUUUAUUGUAGAAUUUCCUCCACAGAAAGUAUUCGGGCGUGUCAUGCAGGCGGAGCCCGUUAAGCCUCCGCCUUCGUUCGAAAACUCUUUGGAUGACUGGUUGACGUCCGAGGCGCAGGUUCCUGUGGCCACGGAGCAACGAAACGAGGAAACUCAUGGAACUCUGCAACCAGUCCCAGCCUGGGUAGCGCCAUCCUCCGCUGCACCCAAAAGAAAUGAAAAAGGAGAAGCUCGGGAACCGCCAGUGAGUCCCAAGCUCCCCGAAAAUCCGGUACAGUCUUUUCUGGAAAAGAUUGAAGAUUUUCUAGCUCCCACUCCCGACGUUGUACCGGCCCCUAUGCCCAAGAAGAGUAUGGCCCGUACAAAAGAGGGAAAGAAAGGAACUACCAGAGAAAGGAAACGACCGGAAGUAUUGGCUCGUAAAGACGCGGUAGAAAGCCGCCGCCAACCGUCCCCUCCUCAAAGCGAAGCGCAACAGAAACUGCUCUUGGUACACAUCCCUCCAGGCUUAACGGCGGGAAGCUUUAUGCAGGUAGAAAUUCCCGGGGAACAUCGUGCGCUCAUGAUCACGGUACCUCCCAAUACGACAUCCUUUCACGUGGCCUACACUCCCUUGCAGGCUCCACCAAUGACUUCGGCUGUUUCCCGGACUUCUGCCACGAGUCACACACCCGUUACACCGCAACCCGUUCCAGCGAACCAGAAAUUAUUACUUGUCCGUGUGCCAUCCGGUACUUCGGCAGGUACGUUAAUGCAUGUAUCGGUGCCCGACGAACCUGGUCGUAUCUUGGCGGCUCAAGUCCCUGCCGGGAACGUUACAGAAUUUCACGUUUCUUACGAACCCCAUCCCCGAGUUGACAGUCACGACCGUCAGGCAGCCAACACUCUUCGCAGGAGUGUCAUUGCUACCCAUAUUGUCUUUGCCAAGCUUGGACUGGAGCAAUUUUUUUUUUAG